AAUUCUGAUACAUCAUUGAAUAAUAAUGAUGUAGUGGCUGCCAAUAACAACGACGAUGAUGAUGAUGAUUAUUCACCAAAAUCUGAUUCAAUAAAUGGUUCAACAACUUCAAUAUCACCACCAUCAUCGUUGAAAACAGAACAGCCAUUUUUGAAUCGUCGAACACGUUCAAUGAUGAAAACAAUCAAUAGAUUGGAAAAUAAUUCAAAUGGUCAUUCGACGUUAAAAGUAGAAAAUAAUGGUGAAAUUGUUUCAUCCGAGCCACAACAACAACAACAACCACCACCACCACCAACAUUACAACAACAAGAUGAUGAUUAUGAAUCAAUCGUUAUGGAUGACGAUGAUGAUGAUGAUUAUGAACCAGAAGAAUCAAAAGAUUAUGAUGAUGUUGAUUAUGUGAUUGGUGGUGAUGUUGAUCGUACGGUACGUGCUUCCAGAUCACAAAAUUCAUCCAAUUCAUCAUCAUCAUCAUUAUCAUCGUCGUCGUCGUCGAAAAAUAAGAAACGUAAAUCAUCAGCAUCAUCAACAAAUGAAACGGGUAAUAAACGUAGCCGUAAAAAAUCGAAACCAAAAACAAUCACUAAAUCAACAAAUGAAGAAAAAGCCACUAAAUCAACAACAAUGACAAAAAAAUCGAAAACAAAUUCAAAUAAAACAAAUUCAACGAUGAAUUCUAUGAAUCAAAAUAAUCAAAAUUCAUCAUCAUCAUCAUCAGGAAUGACAAAUAAUUUUCGUCAUCUAUUUCAACCGAAUGAACAUGAAUUUAAACAGAUAUUUCCACCAGAAUUAUUGACACGUUUAUUUAAAAUGACUAUCGAAUCGAAUGCACCGGAAUCACCAAUCUGGACAUUGAUCAGAUUGGCACAAGUUUGUGAACAUUGGCGACAAUUAAUCAUAACAAGUCCAGCAUUAUGGUCAACAAUUGAUUUAAGUUCAUUGUCGGAAUCACGUUUUCCAAUGGAAAGAUUUCGACGUUUACAUCAGGAAAAUCGCCUUUUUCAAUCAGUACAACAUAUUGAUCUAUCGAAUUGGAAAGCCGAUAUGGCAAAGAAAAUGUUGGAAUUUUUAGCCGAUUGUUCCCAAUAUGAUCUCCAUUCAUUAAGCAUUCGUCGUUGUCGUAAUAUAGCAUCACCAUUUCUUCAAUCUGUUAUUGCCCAUGCGGGUAAUCUUCGUCUAUUGAAUAUAUCCGGUAUCACUGCAUCACAACAGCACAACUGCCAGAAUCCAUUCCAAACACCAUCAUUUAGACCAUUGAUUGAAAGAUGUGGUGAAUCAUUACGUUCAUUUUACAUGUCAGAAAAUAUGAUGACAUCGUUUCCAACCUGUUUUUCAAUGGUUUUGGAAUCAUGUCCAAAUCUUGAAGUGUUGGACAUAUCAAACGUACAUUCAUUGGGAUCUCGUUGUUCGACCAUUCCGAUCGAUAAAUUUCAACAGAGUUGCCCAAAAAUGCGUAUAUUACGUGCAGCAAAUAUUGCAUUUCAACCGAUAAGCCUUGGAUGUAACACUGAUGGUUGGCCACGAUUGGAAGAGCUUAGCAUACCAUUCAAUGUUGAUUAUAUGGUAUCUGCUGGCCAUACUGAUCUUGUUAUUGAACAGUUGACAAAAUCAUCGGAAAAUCUAAAAUUAUUAGAUAUCCGUGGGUCACCAAGUAUAACACCACGUGGUCUAGUUAAAAUACCUGCAUGGUCAUUGAAACAUUUGUCUAUAUCAAAUUGUCCAAAAAUGCAAGAUGAAACACUUGGAAUGGUCUUUCAAAAGUGGAAUAGAUCAUUGAUUGAUGUUGAUCUUUCGUGGAAUAAAUCUGAAUCCUGUAUGGAUGAAUGUGUCCGUUCAAUUUGUGAUGUACCAUCUGAGGAUGUUAAAUUACGUACUAUUGAUCUACGUGGAUCAGCAAUAUCAUUGGAAUCAUUAAGACGAUUAAUAUUACAUUGUGGUGAACAUUUAAUAUCAAUUGAUUUACAAUCAUGUCGUAGUCUACCACGUGGUAUGAAACGUUUAUUUCAAGGUGAAGAAUUUCAACGUUUACGACAAUUAAUGUUGGAUGGCCGUUGUGAUGAUUAAGAUUUGAAUCUAUCUACUAUCAUCAUCCAUUUUCAUGUGGCCUUUUUGUCAUCAACAAGAUUUAUUUAUAUAUUAUCACAUCUCGCUUUUCACCGGUGAAAAUCAUCAUCAUCAUCAUCAUCAAAAUGAAUAAUCAAUUUUAACUUGUAUGCGCGUGCAUACUAUUAUAGAUCACAUUUCUACUAUUUUCAUCUUCGUCUAUACAUUGAGAUGAUAUUCGAUUGAAAAUGGAACAAUCAAUUCAAUUGGUCAUCAAUUAUAUGGUAAAAACUUUAUCAAUUCAUCAUCAUCAAUUUAUGUUGCAAUCUUCAUCAUCAUCAUCAUCAUCAUCAUAUUCAUUAAAUAAUCAAUAUGUCCAUACAUUUAUAAAU
This is a messenger RNA of Dermatophagoides farinae (American house dust mite), 2435 nucleotides long. It is a transcript of the gene Fbl6, whose product is annotated as F-box and leucine-rich repeat protein 6. Gene Ontology annotation, cellular component: SCF ubiquitin ligase complex. NCBI's taxonomy places the organism in Eukaryota, Metazoa, Arthropoda, Arachnida, Sarcoptiformes, Pyroglyphidae. The record is from RefSeq and is a predicted model, not a curated record. Gene Ontology annotation, biological process: SCF-dependent proteasomal ubiquitin-dependent protein catabolic process.